AUGAAUACAACGUUACAAAAAAAAUUGGAAACCGCAUUAAAGCCAUCUCAUUUGAGCAUCGAAGAUUUCAGCGAUGGAUGUGGACUGAAAUUUCGUCUGGUUAUUGUUUCCGAUAGCUUUGAAAAUAAAACGACUUUAGCAUCGCAUCGAUUGGUUUAUGAUGUUUUGAAAGAAGAAAUGCAAGCAAUACAUGCGCUAGAAAUCAAAACUUAUACACCUGAAAAAUGGAAUGCAACGGAUGAAAGCGAAAAGAGAAAUAUUAUCAAUUUUAUUAUCUUAUUUCAGGAUAUACUGAGAUGUGAAAGCGAUCAGAUUGGCACCGAUGGUCGUUUUCAACUGGAAACCUUUUACGGGAUGUUUGUUUAUCAGUUGUUGAAAUGGACAUCCGGUAGUUCUAGCAGUGAAGAUAGAGAACAACAACCAGUUGAAGAAAUCAGUGAAGGACUUGCCGCAGAAUUCGCUUCUGCUUGCACUUAUUUACCGAUUGUACUUAGUGAAGGUGUAAUUUCACGUGAAGACCAGUUAUAUUUUUAUGCGCGAUAUAAGCUUAUUACAUGCGGAAAGGCUGAUCCCAGUAAGAUGCCCAGAAUAUACGAUGUUAUUAGUCGUGAGAAAUUCGAUGCUUGGUUAGCGUUGAGCAAUAUGUCGAAAGCGGAAGCUAUGAGGCAGUAUGUUGCGAGGCUUACUGAACUCAGUCUUGGUUGGGACGCAAAUCAAUCCUAUCAUAUUCGUUAUGGUGUUAGACCGAGUACAUUGGUGGAUGCUAAAUCUACCGAAACAGAAUCAUCUGAUAUGAGUUUAGAGCAGAUCGAAUGGUUUUCUGCUUUAGAUGAAGACAACAUCGAGAAGCUAAAAAAUCUUUUAGCUGGUAAUCUGGAGCUUCUGGAAGAAAAAAAUGAGAAUCAAUUAACUGCGCUGCACUGGGCUUCUGAUCGUGGAAAAUUGGAACUUGUUGACUUUCUCGUUGGUGCUGGAGCUGAUGUUAAUAUUCAAGAUUAUGGUGGACAAACACCUCUACAUUAUGCCGUAUCAUGUUCCCAUCGAUCUGUAGUGGAUUUUUUGCUCAAGAAAGGUGCUGAUCCAACAAUGGCUGACUUUGAAGGGAAUUGUCCGUUGGAUAUCGUUAGUGAUACAGUUAUUAGGAAAAUGUUGGAAGACGCCCUUCUGGAAGGAGGAGCUAAAUCUUGA
Messenger RNA from Acanthocheilonema viteae, 1188 nucleotides. Lineage: Eukaryota; Metazoa; Nematoda; Chromadorea; Rhabditida; Onchocercidae. The record is from the annotation of a GenBank genome assembly.